This is a messenger RNA of Anastrepha ludens (Mexican fruit fly), 815 nucleotides long. RefSeq lists its product as uncharacterized. The coding region runs from base 194 to 796 and encodes 200 amino acids. The record is from RefSeq and is a predicted model, not a curated record. Lineage: Eukaryota; Metazoa; Arthropoda; Insecta; Diptera; Tephritidae. The transcript has 5 exons.
CAAAGCCACAAUGUCAAAAGGUGUGUGACAUUUGACCGUGCUUGUUUACAAUUCUCAUUAAAUGAACAAGUGUAAAUACCAAUAAACUUUUACUUGCAAAAGUAUUAAAGAAAUACAGCACAGCUGUUGGGAGCAUUGGAAACAGUCCCUUUAAGUUUAUAUACAACGAGUGUAACGUUAAAUUUCAGAAAUAAUGGAUUUAAAUGAAAAAGUGGAACAACUUACCAAUGAAACAGCGGCAUUGCGGAAAGAAGUUGCGCAGCUGAAAGAAUCGCUAACAAAACAAAACAGUACGAUUGUAAAGUUGAUAAAGGAGCAAUGCAAUCUCAUCAGAACACAAGAAGCGCGCGCGCAGGAAAAAUAUUUGCCUGCAAAUAAUGUCAAACCAUUUGUAAAUAUGUUUCCCAUAAAAUCCCAAGAAGAAUUGGAGGCUGCAGAAGAGGGUAUAAAAGAGGAAAACAAAACCGAAUGUAUUGCACUUGCCAGGGCACUUUUAAUGCCGGGAAGUUUUAAGAAGAAUCUCAACAAAAUAUUGGGAGUUGAUGUGGUUAUGGACUAUAAUGUUGAUGGCAGACAUAAUAAGAAGCGCAUACAAGACUAUCCAAAAAUAAUGGAUGUGCUCUUCCAAGCCACUACUAAGGAGGGUUGGAACUACAAAUAUUUUCUAGACGAUCUCAGAAAUGGAUUUAAGUGCUCCAAAAACAAGCACUUCAAAUAUAAUUGGACUCAACGGAGGAAACAUUCUGAAGAGCCGUCUAUUAAAAUUGAAGAAGUUUUGAUACCGUUCGAUGAAUAAAAUUUUAUCAAUAAAAUUA